AUGGAGGACGAUCUCUCUGACAGCGACUCGAGAACUGUUGUCGUUGGCAGAAAGAGAGACCUACAAGACAUGCAUUAUCCUGACGUAUCAGCAGGCGCUGUUUCCUCUGAUGAUGAGUCUCGUCCAGCACAUCUUAAACGUCAAAAACAGAAUCAUGACACCUCAAGUCACGACAGAGAGGCUUUGGUGGUAGGAGCAGAUGGCACCCCGGCCAAACCAGCUGAGAGACAGCUGACUGCUUCUGAAUUUGAGGUGUUAGAGAUGGAACACGAGAACCCGCAGAAAGCUUCUAGCCAUUCGUCAAGCGCUGUACUUGAGGAUCAAAUCUCUCAAAGCGAUGAGAGAGCGAGGCAGUCUAUAGGAGAUGCGAACGUGGCGAUUCCACCCGAUAAAAUACCAGCGAACUCCGCUGUAGGUUGGAAUCGAGGUGUUCAAUCCGGACUUCGUACCUCUUUUGGUAACAAGAAGCAAAUCAAAACUUCGGACCAAUCUCAGCCUAGUAAAUCUAGGAAUGAUUCCCGAAGCUCAAAUGCCUUGGAACUGGACACAUCCAAGGUUGAACCUGUGCUCUUGCGCGAAAAGACUUGGCCUUUGCCCAGUCGAUAUCGAGACCUUAUGGAUUUGGUGAAUGAGGGUAAAACCCUUUAUCCUUCACAUAAGAUUAACAAGAAACAACAACCCUUCAGGAUAAACGGAGAAGAGUUUCAUCUGCGUCAGGUUUGGGACGAAGAGGCCUUGCCCUACAAAGUGACUGAUCUGUCUUUCAAUAUUUGGAUUGUCCAGUUCUUAAGAAUGAACGCGACGGAGUUGGAUAAUCUUCGCGCCAGGAAAAUCUGGUUUUUUCGGGAAGCAUUCAACAGGUACAUCGAAACUUGGUAUUGGCAUGUACCACAAUAUCGUCAGCGAUUAGUUGAUACCUCCACAGGAAGCGAUGUCUUGACUCCAGAAACAGCAGUAGAUAUUGCCAUCAAAUUCGCGCCUCUUCCCGUCAAGGAUAUGAAGCGUGGCCCAGAGAAGCUUCAUGAUACCCCAGCAAAGCCGCCUGUCACACAGCCUGGACAGAAAAGAACGCGAUUGACUGACAGCGCCGAACACGUCACUCGCGUCUCUAGUUCUGUCGCUGACAACCUGAGCUGUAGCAAGGCUGAUGUCAGAGAUAUUACGUCCUCUACUCUGUCUGAAAUGCCGCAGAGCAAGCCUCCCCAGCCAGCCGACGUGACUAAAGUCGUCACAAUUCCUUCAUCCGAUGAUGCAGAUGGGUCUUCAUCUUCAGAAAGCUCUGAUCACGAUGUUGAAAUGGGUAAUGCUUCACCAGAAUCUCGUGCUAGCACCGGAGCCUAUGGCAUAGACGUCGAUGCCGUUGUUGAAAUGGCUUUACAAAGAAAAUAUUUCUCUGGUGACAGUCCGAGUAGCUCAAUCCAUCGAUGUCUUGCCUGUGGUGACGAUGGCCAUUGGCGCAAUGAGUGUGCAGUUUUAGACUGUGGGAUUUGUGGAGAGCAAGGAAAACACUCCAACUUUACUUGUCCCAAGAAUCAACGUUGUAGCAAAUGUUCCCAGCGUGGCCAUUCCUUUUCAAGCUGCCCGGAAAAAUUACAAGCAACAAAGGCAGAGGCUGGAGCAUGUGGUAUAUGCCAAGACAAAGAUCACUGGGAUUCCAACUGCCAUUUCGUUUGGCGCAGUUUCGCACCCAAACCAGAAGAGAUCAGAACUGUUUCUCGUAUUCCUAUACACUGUUACACGUGUGGUGCGACUGGUCAUUACGGCCCAGAAUGUGGACUUCAUUCAGGCCCGUUAUUAUCUGGUGGCUAUACCUGGUCACAACGGAACGUCCGAAAGUAUCUCGAUAACGCCAGCAAUGACCGAGCGGUUUCAGCAGGUAUUGACUACACGUUGCCUAAAUUCAAGGCUGUCAACGAUUUCAUCCCCCCUCCUAAGGAUUUCAGCAUCAAGGGUAAGGGCAAAGCAAAUGAUCCGUUCACAGUUGAGGACAGCGAGGAUGAUGUAGAUUUUCUUCGUCCGAGAGUAAAUCCUUCGACUCAGCGUGGGCAUAUUAACUUUGGAAAAGCCUCCCAAAAUCAGCCUAGACCCCAAGACAGCGGGUUCAACCGCAGUCAACAUAUGCAGAAUUAUCCGGAAGAUAACAUGCAGUACAAUGUUUCCGGGAGAGGUAACUACGGUAUGGAUUACAAUCGUAGGCAGCAGUAUUAUCCGAGUACGGAAUAUCCUGCCUUUGCUCAAUCUGAGAAUCUAGCACCGACCGAGGCACUGAGGCAAAAUUCUGAUAAGCCUGGUCGGAAGAGAAAAAGUAGAACAGGUGGUCAUGAGUCUGCUGCGCCGAAGCCUAAGAAGCAAAAACCAGUGGUUCUUGGUGUGCCGAGCAAAAAGCCAAAAAAGCCAAAGAAGACAAAGAGGGCCAAGAGAAGAGAGGCGGAAGCGAGAUUAGCGCAGGGUGUACAUUAA
Glarea lozoyensis ATCC 20868 is the source of this 2460-nucleotide messenger RNA. RefSeq names its product Retrovirus zinc finger-like protein. Gene Ontology annotation, molecular function: nucleic acid binding; zinc ion binding. The coding region runs from base 1 to 2460 and encodes 819 amino acids. The transcript has a single exon. NCBI's taxonomy places the organism in Eukaryota, Fungi, Ascomycota, Leotiomycetes, Helotiales, Helotiaceae. The record is from RefSeq and is a predicted model, not a curated record.